GGUGCGGAAGAGCGUAGUGAAUGAUAGAUACGCUGUUCUUCUUCUUCCUCUUCUUCGAAUCUCCUCUUCGACGUCUCUUGUUAGUGUGCGCCAUCUUAACCUUACGUGCGCCGUUGGCGCACUCUCCUAUCCUACGCUCAUCUAUUGUCACUCCCACAGCGAAAGCUGUCUCGGACGUUUCCGGUACUACCACGAUCGGACCAGAUUCUCUCGUCGAGAUCUCUGAUUCUAACCAGACGCGAGCGAUGUCGAAAGCUCGUGUUUACACCGACGUUAACGUGAUUCGACCCAAGGAUUAUUGGGAUUACGAGUCACUCAUUGUUCAAUGGGGGGAACAAGAUGAUUAUGAAGUAGUAAGGAAGGUAGGGCGUGGAAAAUAUAGUGAAGUUUUCGAGGGUAUAAAUGUGAACAGCAAGGAGAAGUGUAUAAUCAAAAUCCUCAAACCUGUUAAGAAAAAGAAGAUAAGAAGAGAGAUUAAAAUACUUCAGAACUUAUGCGGUGGGCCAAAUAUUGUCAAGCUGCUUGAUGUUGUUAGAGAUCAACAUUCAAAAACUCCAAGCUUGAUUUUUGAAUAUGUGAACAGCACAGACUUUAAAGUUUUGUAUCCUACGUUGACUGAUUACGACAUUCGUUACUAUAUCUAUGAGCUUUUGAAGGCACUGGACUUCUGCCAUUCACAAGGAAUAAUGCACAGAGACGUCAAGCCUCACAAUGUUAUGAUUGACCAUGAGCUGCGUAAGCUUCGCCUUAUAGAUUGGGGUCUUGCUGAGUUUUAUCACCCUGGAAAAGAGUAUAAUGUCCGUGUUGCUUCAAGAUACUUUAAGGGACCUGAACUUCUCGUGGACUUGCAAGACUAUGACUAUUCAUUGGAUAUGUGGAGUCUUGGUUGUAUGUUUGCCGGGAUGAUAUUCCGUAAGGAACCUUUCUUCUACGGGCAUGACAAUCAGGAUCAGCUAGUGAAAAUUGCCAAGGUGAUUGGGACUGACGAAUUGAAUGCUUAUCUGAACAAGUACCAGUUAGAACUUGAUCCACAACUCGAAGCACUUGUUGGGCGGCAUAGCAGGAAACCUUGGUCCAAAUUCAUCAACGCAGACAAUCAGCAUUUGGUUUCACCAGAGGCGAUUGAUUUCCUCGACAAGCUACUUCGGUAUGAUCAUCAAGAUAGAUUAACUGCAAAAGAAGCCAUGGCACACCCUUACUUCGCCCAAGUUAGGGCAGCAGAAACCAGCAGAAUGAGAAUUUCAUCUUUGAUUUCUUCGAAUUUCAUGAUUUUCUCUGGAAAAAUCUUCGGCGCGAAUGAAGAAGAUGAUGCUCUGAUUCUUCUUCUCCCUUCGUCUCUCGAUAUCUUCUCGGAGGUUUUGUUUGACUUCAAGGACGUCAGAUCUUCAAUACACUUGUUGAGGAAGAUCAUUGGAAGUUUUUGCGUUCUCGGUAACGGACACAGUGGUAGAGAAGAAGGUCACACGGUGGUGGAGAAGAAGCUUCUUUGGCUCUGUUCUCGGAUUGAAUCGGCUCAAUCGGGACUUGAUUCAGUGCAAUGGAGAACAUGGGGCGUAUGUUACAAGCAGCGUGGCGGAGAUACUGUUGAAGGAAGUGCUCUGCUCCACUUACCUUUAAUCUUCAAUCAACGGUACUCUCAAGAACAAGAAUCAGAUCAAGCAAUGCUCAGGUUAAUCGUUAAUUACCCUCUGAUUCCCAAGAAAUCCCACCGAGUUUGUAGUAGCAGUAGUAAGCUCGGGAGUUACUAUGAUUCUUCGUCGAUCAUCAAAUAUGGCGGAAUCGGCGAUGAUGUUGGUAAGAAGCAGGAGCUUCUUCUUAGUGUUUCGGUGAAAGCAGUGGAAGACAAAGGUAAUAAUGGAGGUGGAAGCAUGAGUUUCCCUGGUCAAAGCUGGGAUCCUAGUUCAGAGAUUGAAGUUCCUUCAGACCAAAGACCCGUGAAUGAGUAUUCGUCUUUGAAGGAAGGAAUGUUGUAUUCGUGGGGAGAAUUGGGUCCAAGCGAUUUUUUUAUUCGUCUCGGUGGUCUUUGGUUGGUUACUUUCACUGUUCUUGGUGUUCCAAUUGCAGCUGCUAGCUUUAAUCCUUCGAGAGAACCUUUGAGAUUUGCUCUAGCUGCAGGAACAGGAACAUUAUUCCUGGUUUCAUUGAUUGUCUUGAGGAUUUACCUGGGAUGGAGCUAUGUUGGAGAUAGACUACUUUCUGCUGUUAUACCAUACGAAGAGAGUGGAUGGUAUGAUGGACAAAUGUGGGUGAAACCACCAGAGGUGUUGGCUCGCGACAGGUUGUUAGGUUCUUACAAGGUGAAGCCAGUGAUCAAGAUGCUCAAACAAACAUUAAUCGGAACAGGAGCUUUACUAGUUUCAGCAUUUGUGCUAUUUGUUUUCGCAACACCAGUCGAGGAUUUCUUUAAAACCACUCUAAGAUCUAAAGAAAACCAACCAGAAGUUUCCAUUUCAAGAACCAGCAACAAGUUCAAUAUAAGAAAAGAACAACUGCUUCGGUUACCUGUAGAUGUUGUGACCGACGAUGACCUGGCAGCAGCCGCAGCUGAGGCUGCUGAUGGAAGACCUGUCUAUUGCAGAGACCGGUACUACCGUGCAUUAGCCGGUGGACAAUAUUGCAAAUGGGAAGAUCUUGUCAAAUAGUUGUCACUAUAAUAGAAUACCAAGACCACA
Molecule: messenger RNA, 2672 nt
Organism: Arabidopsis arenosa
Lineage: Eukaryota; Viridiplantae; Streptophyta; Magnoliopsida; Brassicales; Brassicaceae
Source: the annotation of a GenBank genome assembly